UCGGUCCCGGCCAAUCGCGGCGGCGCUUGCUUUGCCGAUUAGGCAGUAUCAACAUGGCAGCUUUCUGAGUUUUUGGAGGAGGGGGACCUGGUGUAAAUAAACACACAUUUCACGUUAAGCAGAGAACGACAGCGUUCGCGUGUUUGUGUCCGGGGCUGGUUGGGGGUCGUAGAGGGGAAAAUGUCGACUGACGGGAAUAAAAAACAGUUCUGGAAAAGAAACGCAGCGAAGGUUCCCGGCAGCAUUCAGCAUGUGUACGGCGCACAGCAUCCACCUUUCGACCCGCUCCUCCACGCUAACCUAAUUAAAGCUGGUAACAAGCCGCCUCCGGCCACUCCGGGCAAGCCCAAGAAGGCCACCACCUUCCAGGAGUUUGAGAGCAUCACAAGUGACGCCUGGGAUGUUGGGGAUGACGACGACGAGCUGUUGGCUAUGGCUGCACAGAACCUUAAUAUCGAGGUGGUCAUGGAGACAGCAAAUAAGGUGAUCGAGAAUCACAGCAAGCAGCAGGAGCGACAGAGGCAGGAUGACACGACAGAGCUGGAGCAGAGAGAAGACGACACGCAGGAGGAGGCAGCAGAGGACGAGGAAGAGGAUGAAGAAGAGGAGGAGGAGGAAGGAGACGUGACCAGCCCAGAGGUGUCAUUUGCCUCCCAGAGCAGCCCUUACACUGAUGGCCGCCUAGUGAAGUCCCACAGUGAAGCUCCAAUUGGGUCACCCAAAGAUGCAGCAGGUGAGCAUGCAGCCCUCCACAGACAGCGCUCUCUGCCCCACCGGCCGCCCGUCAUCCCGCUUGUGGCUCGCAUGGCUGACCAGAACACAUCUGGCACGCCGGCCAUGACCGAGAGGGAAGCGUCCCGUCUGGAUAAGUUCAAACAGUUGCUGGCUGGGCCCAACACAGAUCUGGAGGAGCUACGGAAACUCAGCUGGUCUGGAAUCCCACGACAGGUCCGACCGAUAACGUGGAAGCUCCUUUCAGGUUACCUGCCAGCUAAUGCAGAAAGGAGAGACAGCGUCCUACAGAGGAAGAGACAAGAAUAUUUCGGCUUCAUUCAGCAGUACUACGACUCCCGCAAUGAUGAACACCAUCAGGACACAUACAGACAGAUCCACAUAGACAUUCCUAGGAUGAGUCCUGAGUCUUUGGUGCUGCAGCCAAAGGUGACAGAGAUUCACAUUGACAUACCGAGAACUAAUCCUCUUAUUCCUCUCUUUCAACAAGCUUCUGUCCAAGAGAUUUUUGAGCGGAUCCUGUUUAUCUGGGCCAUCCGCCAUCCGGCCAGCGGCUACGUACAAGGCAUCAACGACCUGGUCACGCCGUUCUUUGUCGUCUACGUCUUUGAGUACAUUGAGGAGGAAGUGGAAAACUUUGACGUGUCCAGUCUUCAGGAAGAGGCUCUGAGGAACAUUGAAGCUGACAGCUUCUGGUGCAUGAGCAAACUACUGGACGGCAUCCAGGACAACUAUACAUUUGCCCAGCCAGGCAUCCAGAGGAAAGUCAAGGCCCUGGAGGAGCUGGUCAGCAGGAUUGAUGAGUCAGUGCAUCGCCACAUGCAGCAGUACGAGGUGGAAUACCUGCAGUUUGCCUUUCGCUGGAUGAACAACCUCCUGAUGAGGGAGCUGCCACUACGCUGCACGAUAAGACUGUGGGACACCUACCAGGCUGAACCAGAGGGCUUCUCCCAUUUCCACCUCUACGUGUGUGCCGCCUUCCUGGUGAGGUGGAGGAAAGAAAUUCUAGAGGAGAGGGAUUUUCAGGGCCUGAUGAUCCUCCUGCAGAACCUUCCCACAAUGCACUGGGGCAACGAGGAAGUGAGCGUGCUGCUGGCCGAAGCCUACAGGUUGAAGUUUGCCUUUGCUGAUGCGCCCAACCACUACAAGAGAUGAUAAGCGUGGCUCUCUGCAGCCACUCCCCUCUUCCUCCUCCUCCUCCUCCUCCUUCUGCUCUUCCUCCUCCUUUCCCACCCUGCAGUCGUCUACUGAACUUUAGAGGCCUCUAUUCCCACGUGGAAGGACCUUUGCCCCCUUUUUUCUUAACCUCCCGUUCCCCGUAUCGCCCAGUGGGCCUUUCAGCUACUAAGAGAUUUGAAUCAACCAGUGACUGAGGACGUGCGGUGUAGCAUUCAAACAUGUUGAUGUGGAGCCUCUUUUUUUUUUCUUUUUUAAAUUAUAUUUUUUCUCUGAUCAGCUCUGAAGUGUGCACUCCUUCAGUCCAGCGCAGAAUCCUCUUCAUCAUUGAAGACCACGACUUUCUGUUGGAGAUCGGUCCGCUCAAGCCGACGCCUCAAACUUCAACCUCAGGCCUGAUGCAGGACCACGAGCUGUUGCUCAGCACCGCCACGGGGACUUAGUCUGGCUCAGAAAAAAAAAAGUUAUUUUCUGCUAAUUGUUGUUUCCAAUACCAUGGCAAUACAUUGUUUUUUGGUCCUGGAGGUAAAAAUGUGACUUUUUUUGUUUGUUUGUUUUAUUUACAAAGACAAAGAUAGAUGGCAAAAGGGGGCACUAGAUGGUUUGCAUAUCUAAGCCCUCUCUCCUGGUCACAACACAACCUUGAAAGAACGUGACAUCUCCCGUGUUUCUUUUCACUCCUGCUUCGUGCCACAGUUUGUUUCCCUUCAAACACACUUUGCAGGGAGAGAGAUUGUUAGUCUCUGAGGAGAACCAUACCCCCACCCCCUCUAUCUCUUUUUAUCCCACCCUCACUGCACCAUCACAGCUUUCGAGCGUAAAAACAAACGGUGGUAAGAGGCUGCAGUUCAGGAGUCACAUCGACAUCACAGAAGGUUGUAAGCCAUUAGGAGUAAGAAAGCUUGUUCAGUUUCCCUUAGACCUGCUUAUAUAUGAAGAGACAUGUCUUAUCUAUUAACUACCCCUCGUCCUCAUCCUCCUCCUCCUCCUCUCUGAACCCAGGACUACCUCAGAACACACAUUAAAACACAAGUGGUGAGAGCCAGAAAUCCACUCCAUAAAGCAUACACAGAGUUUAGUAACACGUACGUUUGCUCUCUGCGGUGAGAAACAAACACACCUUCAAACAAGCGCACAUCAGUAUGGGGUCAAAAUGAACAAUUUGAGAAAUCACGCAUUCACAUUCAAAUCUGCUUCUUCACAGGGAUGUUUUUGAAGAUCCAAAUUAACAAUUUUGCCUUAAUUUAGAUAUGUUCAUCGAUUAUUUCUCUGUUUUCUCACAAACCUCUCCUCCUCCUGUUCUGUUGAACAUCCACAAAUGAAAAGAGUGACAUAAAUUUUAUGGCGAGAGCACCGAGCUCAACAUUAUCGAGUGAUUCUCAUCCACGAGGCCUUCUUUGUCAAUUCAUUUUAACACCUGAACCUGUGACAGCAGCAUCUCUCUUUCACCUUGAAUACGCGUCUUUGAUCCAUAGCUGGUUCUCUUAAUUAAAUCAUGUGUAACCAGCGUGCUUGUAAAAAGUACUCUCUUCGAACUUUGUAUUCUGGCAGUUUGUCCCGUGCAGAUCAUCACAGAUAUCGGCGGCUGUGACAUCCCGGAGAUGUAUUAGACACACUUACAAUACAAAGCGCUCUCCUCAGUCAACUUCUGGAUCCGUCAAUCUGCAUAUCCUUCAUGUUGUCAUGAGAAACAAUAGUAAAUCAAGGCUUAGCUGUGUGCGCUAUCGGCCUUUUUUUGAAAAGAAAUGUUCGAAUAAUGACACAACCAUCAUUACCGACUGUGUCUGAACUCUAAUGUGACAGAAACGUGAGAGGUUUAGCAGAUAGAAAUGAUUAAACUCACCCUUUAAUGGAAAAUUAUUUUGCAUACAGCGAUCUGGACUUAAAUGAACAAACUCCCCCCUCCCCGUGUAACACUGGUCACUGCUCUGUUCACACAGAGCACAUGGGAAGUCAGUAGCACCAUACUGGUGUACCGUUAAAAAGGGGGGGGGGGAUAAUCAGACUUUCAUGGCAUAACACAAAGCUGUUAGCGUUAGCAGCCUCCUGUCGCGACUCCGCCAGGAUCCAUUAUUGUCAUCCCCAGCCCGCAGAAGACGGGUGUGCGUAGGUGUGUGAAGGGGAGAUGGAAGGAGAGAGGGAUGGGGGUUGUGUUUCUUUGGAGGUUUCAGUGCUUUUUCUGUGAGAGCUGUCAGUCUUUGAUCACACGUUGGGAUUUUUUUUUUCUUAAACAAUCUGCACCAGUUUCACAGGCCCCUCGUCUCCCGUGCUCUCUGACAAGGAAAAACUGCACUUAAUUUAAAAGUCUAUAGCCUUUUUUCCUCUCUCUCUCUGUUUUCUAUGAGAUAUAUUCUUUCAAUCAACAUUUUUAAGAUUUGUUUUUCUUUUUUUUCUUUUGGUUUUAUUUUUUUUUUUAAUGCUGUUUACAUGACAAGCCUAUUAAGUUGUGCCUGACUCUGGAGACAUAAGACAACAUCCUAGUUAUGAUUUUGACCUCAUGAACAUGAAGGGUUUCAGAUUUUUGCAAGCAAUAGAAUGACAUUUUGAAUUUGCUGUGAAAAGACUGCGCACAUCUAGUUUUUUUGGGGGGCGGUCUGUUAGCCAUCAACAUGAACUGUUUAAUCAUUCUGUAGUUAUGCUUAACUCCUCCACCGAACAGCAAUUGUCCAGUCAAGGCUUAGCAACCGUCGAGGCCUGUCAAGCUUUGGAUUUCUCCACAGGUUGAAGUGGCGUGCAUGAGGCUGUAGAACGAGAUUGAUACUCUCUGUCUCUGAUGCUUAGCCUCACCAAAACCACAAGAGGUAAACUGUAAGGAGUGGGGAAACCUAGAGUUACUUUCAAGGCCAAAGAGCCCAUAGUUUGCGUACAUUCACUUGUGCGGUUACAGAUUACAUAACCAAAAUACAUCCAAUACUCCAGAUUCUCCUCCGUUCUGAUCUUUAUUUGGUUCUGGGGACGUUUACACUCCAACAAGACCAAUAAACGUUGCCCGAGUUGGCAUUAGCUACGUUUGCCAAAGUUAUUGGUUAGCCCCUCAACUGAAACUCCUUUCCCCUUGUCUCUAAGGUUCAAACUGAACAUACUAUUUUAAAAUUACAAAUAAUCAAAGCUAAGCAGCCAAACAGGGUCUGACAUUUUACCAUACUUUUAAUCUUCGGACUAACUCAGCUAACUAUCUAGUCUACAUGUAUCAUCAACUGGUGAGGAUGCUGACAUUACAGCUUUAGCCUUGUGUCUUUUAGCACAGUCUCAUGUAUGUAGCAACCAGUUUCAUCUUCAACACCUUAAAAAGGUCAGGCGAUAUCAGUAAAAAGUCAGCUUGGUAAAACAUUUGAAAUCACCUUGUGGAUUAAUGUUUAGUUAGCUAGCUGCAGCUGACUACAAACUGCUUUUGUCUGGCGCUGUCUUAAAUAAAGAUCCCACUGUUUUCCAAAAAUAAGAAUUACUUUUGAAUUUGAAGUGACAAAUCUGCCUCCGUCCUCACUGUAAACUGUGCUAAGAAAGGAAAGCUCGACAGGCCGUAGCAACAGUAACUAAGGGGGGGGCGGGCAUUCACAAGCUGUCACUUAUUGUCCCAUUUAUGAUUCAGAGCUCUUCUUUUCAAGAUGUUAUGUUGCCUUAUUGCACUCAUUCAAUAAGUUUUGCCUGGGACAUCAAAUAAUGUUGGAGGUUGACAGUUACUGUAUUCUAUGUGUGUGUGUCUGUGUGUGUGUGUGAGAGGCAUGAGCAAACAGACAAGGCUGGACCCCCCAUUUCGUCUUUUCAAAUCAUUAGAAGAGUUUCUGUAUUUUUGCUGUAAUGUCAUACGCAGUAAUUUCCCUUUAACAAGAAGUAGCUGCCUCCUCAGACUGUGUGAAAACCAGAGGAUUUAAUAAACAAACACACACUCUUGCUACUAAUGUCAUGUUAGCCUUCCUGUAACCCACUGUCUCUGAGCACACAUGUCUCCAUGGUGAUGAAGGCCAAGAUGGUAUCUAGCUGGAGCCCUUUUUCUCUUUGCCCACACACACAGUCACACACACGCACACACACACACAGGCAGACUUCAAACAUUGGUUGAAGCAUCGUAACGAGGGUGUCCUUAAGUAACAUCUUCAGCUGCUUUCACUUGUUUUAAUUUUUUUUUCACGCUCUACUUCUCCAGACACGAAAAUAUGUUCAUGAAAACCAAACUUUAAAAAAGAAAAAAAAAUCUCAUCUAUGUCUUUUGCCUCUUGAGUACUCCGAAAAAUCUAAUAAUACUAGAGCGUGUGGGCGACAGGAGUAGUGGUUCUUGAAUUUAAAAAUGUGUACAGAGAAGAUUUUGAAACAAAAAGUCUGUAAAUAGAAAGUGUAAAUAAAUCCUAUAUAUGACAAAAA
Molecule: messenger RNA, 6267 nt
Organism: Larimichthys crocea (large yellow croaker)
Lineage: Eukaryota; Metazoa; Chordata; Actinopteri; Sciaenidae
Gene: tbc1d22a
Product: TBC1 domain family, member 22a
Exons: 15
Coding region: 181-1887 (568 amino acids)
Biological process (GO): activation of GTPase activity
Molecular function (GO): GTPase activator activity
Source: RefSeq, a predicted model, not a curated record